AUGACGGAGAGCGGCAGUCGCGACGGCUCUGAAACAGAAACAAAGCAGCUCCAGGCUAACGCCACGACGGAGUACUGCUCAAAGUUGCAGCGGUGGAUGUGGGAGUAUUACUGGGGACAUGCUAGCUGGCAGAGCUGGGCGGCUCUGUCAGCCAUCCCCUUGCCACCGCCGAGCUCUGCCGCUCAGACACCGGCUGCUCAUUCUUCCAUUCCCGCCAGCGGACAGCAAGCGUUUGAGCUCGGGAACUGGUUCGGCUACCCGUACGCUUUCAGACACCCGGGGUCCUCGACUCCUUACCCGGGUGGUCUGCAGGCGGAGCAGCGCUCAGCCGCGACCGACGUGCGGCAGCAGAACGGAAGUCCACCACAAGCAGGACGAGAGUACACCAUCCCCUCCCCUCUUCAGAGAUUACUGGCGGAGACGGUGGAUUUCUUCAUCCUGUUUUGUGUGAAGGCCACCAUCGUCUUAUGGAUCAUGCAUCUCUUCGGAAUGAAGGACAUUGCCAAGUUUAUCACCCACUUCAUCAUUGAGGAGAUCGAUGAGAACACGUCCAUCGAGGACCUGCAGAAAAUGAUGGCGGUCGCUUUGGUUUACAGAGUAUUGGUCUGCGUUUAUGAGACAAUCUGCAUUUGGGGCGCCGGAGGUGCGACUCCAGGGAAGUUCCUGCUCGGUCUGCGGGUGGUGACAUGCGACACGUCCACCAUGGUACGGCCCAACCGCAUUUUUGUGGUUCCAGCAUCUAAUGUUUCUCUGUCGGCCUCCACUGUGCGAGCGUUGAACAAGAACUUCUCCAUCGCUUUUCUCUUUCCUGUCUUCAUCACGCUCCUCUUCUUCCAGCACAACAGGACAGUUUACGACAUUGUGGCCGGGACCAUAGUGGUCCAACGCAGAGGGGCCUAAAAGGUUGCCCCCUUAACCCCAACCUCCUGUUUCUCAGACUCGGUCACUGCUGCAUGUCAAAGAGUGAUUGUUCUGUUUUUCAUCAGGAUUCACCUAAUUUAUUUUACAUUAAAAUUUUAUUGCACUGAAAAGAAUAAUGGGUCAUAACAUCUCUACACUGAAGUUGGGCUACGCUUUAAAAGGACACAAAUACAGAUGUGGUAGCAGAAUAUUAAGUUAGAUGAAAUGAAAGGCGUGUGAGGAUUUCAGUUUUAUCAAGUGUCAACUGAAAAAAGUCUCUUUGCCUCUUUAAGGCAAAAAUAUAUGCAAAGUCAACCUUUUUUUGUUUUAAAAUCUGUUUUCAAACACCUACAUAUGAUAUGGAUAUGGUCUUUUUGUAGCUGUUGUGGCAUUAAUGCCAAACAAUUUACUUUUGCCUAACCCUAUAUAUGCAACUUUCAGGUCAAAUCGGAAGAUGUAUUGUUUGAUCAAGCUAUUUAUUUCAUGCUUUAUGAAUAAAAAAAGGCAGCAAUGAAUACAUUUAAAAAUAUACUUAAGUAAAAUAUGAAAUACAUCAGCAGGACUGACAUGGCACCAGGCCAAUCCAACUUUUUAUGUCUCCAGAUUUGUUAGCAGAGCUGCUGUUUGCUCCAAAGUUGUUCAUGCAGACCAAAAUGCAAAAUAUCUGCACACAAAACUUAAUAGAUUGCACAUACUUUUGGUUUUUUGAUUCAAAAAAAGAAAAUAGUCUUGCUCUGUGACUGGGCAGCUGUUUGGAUGUCCUCUGAAGUAUUAAGAUUGUUUUGUAAAUUAAGAAAGGGUUGCAGUGAAGCGAUGUUGCGUAAUCUGUCAGUAUGUAGGUUUUUUUCUUUAUCUUUUGAGUUAGGAGACAAUUUAUCAUGUUUCUUUAGUAACUCUGCUCAUAUCUAGAACCUCAGUUUGGUUAGAUUUUUCUUUAUGGAUUCUUUUCCUAUUGUUAAAGUCAGUGAUAGUUUCAGUAAGGAAAUUAUAUAUUUAGUUUCCUUUGGGAAACUACAGUAUAUAUAUAUAUAUAUAUAUAUAUAUAUAUAUAUAUAUAUAUAUAAUGCAGUCAUACUGUUGCUAAAAACAAAGAGAAAAUGUCCAUUUAUUGUGCCUAUGGAUGAUUUGAACUGCUUUGAUUUAGUGAAAGUUUCUAUGUUAUAUUAUGCAUAGUUUGUAAGUUACAAAAAAGUCAUUUUGUGACUCAGGGCAACUUGUUAGCAUUGACAAUAUUUUACUUAAUAUUAAAUGUCAUUUCUGUAUAUGAAUAAUUUGAGAACAUUCUGGUAUUAAAGUACUAUGCAGUAAAUGGAUUUAAUCCAUGCAAGAAGUAUAUUUGUGUUUGCAUUGUCCCACCAAUGGAUGUCUUUACCUGGACUUACCCUCCAAUCACACUAAAAUGUAAGCAAUGCAAGAUUUUAGAUUUAAAUAAUCCAUAUAAAUUAACUGUUUUUAAGAAAAAUCUGGUCACAUAUGUUAAGUACUAGUGUUUAAAUGAUUUUCCUGUUUCUCUUCCUAUGUUUCUCAGUAUUAACUGACUGGCCAAAAAAAAAAAAACAUUCAAACAUUAA
Xiphophorus hellerii (green swordtail) is the source of this 2471-nucleotide messenger RNA. It is a transcript of the gene fam8a1a, whose product is annotated as family with sequence similarity 8 member A1a. The record is from RefSeq and is a predicted model, not a curated record. Bases 1 to 900 code for a protein of 299 amino acids. Lineage: Eukaryota; Metazoa; Chordata; Actinopteri; Cyprinodontiformes; Poeciliidae. The transcript has 5 exons.